This is a messenger RNA of Salvelinus fontinalis (brook trout), 6533 nucleotides long. RefSeq names its product roundabout homolog 2-like. Bases 1320 to 1781 code for a protein of 153 amino acids. The transcript is spliced from 2 exons. Gene Ontology annotation, molecular function: axon guidance receptor activity. NCBI's taxonomy places the organism in Eukaryota, Metazoa, Chordata, Actinopteri, Salmoniformes, Salmonidae. The record is from RefSeq and is a predicted model, not a curated record. Gene Ontology annotation, biological process: homophilic cell-cell adhesion; synapse organization. Gene Ontology annotation, cellular component: plasma membrane; neuronal cell body; axon.
CAGGGUUUGUGUUCUUUUCAACUCUGUAUUCUAUUAUAUUCUAUUAUUAUUAUUAGCAGUAUUAUUAUUGCAUACUAUUGCUUAGUAUAAAAACAAAUCGACAUUUAUAAGAACAGGGAAAAGUCUAACACGUGGCCUGAUCUAUCCUUCACACACAUAGGCUACCUAUAGGUUUACCACGUGCAUGGGAAUUGUGAAUAACAAACUUAACUGUAGUGUGGUAGGCAACAUACAUAAAUGUUACCAGUCACCUCCGUAAGUGAAAAGAUGUGAUAGCUCAUCUGCGCUGCGCUCACCAAUCCAGCCUGUAAGAGGUUAAAUUUAUUCUAUGGAAAAACCAAUUGUAAGCUUCUUGAAGGGGGGAGAAUGGCACAUACCAUUUGACGAGGCAUUCAGCUCCAGUGAAUGAAGUGCUGUGAAUGUGAAUUCGAACCCCCCUGCUGGAGGUGAAGGGGUCCGCGGCGCUCACAGGGGAUUCGAAAACCCAAAUACGCUUUUGUGGAUUGAAACUUUGGUAACCCAAGGGCCACUGAAUUGAUGGAAAAGUAGUAGUGAUCCACGACGGAUGGAUCCGGGUUACAAAGUGUCCAGCCUUUUGCCUAUCUAAACCCGGAGACAAGAAACUUCUGAAGUUCCCGUUGUCAAGUGACAGAUUCAAAAACGGACCUAAAUGAUGUGACUGCAAGCAUCGAUUCUCUAGGAGGGGUUUACAACGGACCUCCACUGAUUUUCUGUUUCACAAUUACUUUGUGGUGAUUUCUCUCUGGAUUGUUGCCUGUGAUUUCCUCACUUUAUUAUCCAUAUAAAUGGGAAGAGGAUUAUUUGAAUUGGAUUAUACAGUUACCCGUUAAACGAGAACGCACGACUGAUACGUGAUGACAAACUCCAAGAAGCGAUAGAACUGUUCUAAACGAAUGCCUAAAUAACAUGUAAAAAACUCGAAACUUGCUUCCAUAGCUUUUGGAUAUCACGCCAGUUUAAAACUAUUGAUAUCACGUCAGUUUAAAACUAUUGAUAUCACGUCAGUUUAAAACUAUUGAUACACCGCAGAUCACGCGUUCUAUUCCCAUUUUGCGGCAGUUUGUUCUCGGUAGAUUUUUAUAUUCACCACAAUUCAUGGAAUACUACUUUUGAGUCGAGAUAUUGGAAUAACAUUUUAAAUAUUAACAAAUCAUUAACUAUUUUAUUUCGUAAUUUUCUUGGUAUUCUGAAACCAGUUUUGAAAUUGACACCAGGAUUAUGAAGGAGUGGAUUGUUGAAGUAUUUCACGAAUAAUUUGGAUUAAUCAAGCAAUAUUCUCAGACGAGAGACGUGGAAUAAUGUCGCCAACUUCUAUUGGGAUGGCGGUUUUACUUGGAAUUCUCCAUGUGUGCUCAGGAUCCCGUCUGCGCCAGGAGGACUCCCCACCCCGGAUCGUAGAGCACCCCUCUGACCUGAUCGUGUCCAAGGGGGAGCCCGCCACCCUCAACUGCAAGGCAGAGGGGCGGCCCAGCCCUACAGUGGAGUGGUACAAGGACGGGGAGCGGGUAGAAACGGACCGGGACAACCCUCGAUCUCAACGCAUGCUGCUGCCCAGCGGCUCCCUCUUCUUCCUACGUAUCGUCCAUGGACGACGCUCCAAACCGGAUGAGGGCUCCUACGUCUGCGUCGCCCGCAACUACCUAGGAGAAGCCAUCAGCCACAACGCCUCGUUGGAAGUAGCAUGUAAGUGCAGCUCAUGUUGGGGCUUUUCUUAUUUCCUCUUGGGCCUCUGGGCCUCUGAGCCUCUGGGUUCGGUGUGAAUGGAAGAGAAGGGGGUUUAGACUGGAGCUGGGGCUGAAUAGAAGACUCCAGUUUCCUACUCUAUUUCCCCCCUCAAUGUGCUCAUUGAGUUGGAUAAUCUCACAGGAGAUGGUUCAGGAUGUGUUUGGCCCAUUUGCCCCAGUAGGCCCAGUCCUGGGGGCAGAUUGGCCUGAGCAUCCCAGGGGGGGUGCUCCUGUAAAGGGCCCUUGGUAGGGGGUCAGGAGCUACAAUAGGAACAAAGUCCUUUCUGUUGUCCUUCUAGCUCUGGUGUUUGUCAGGGAGAUGGAUCAGAGUUUUUAUACACAAAUCAGUCAUUGUAUCUGUGUUUGGUCAUCUUUUAGUAGAGAGAGUUACCAGUUGUUUCCUUGGUUGUAGACUAGACUAGUGGAGCUCCUCUUUAUUGCCUGCUAGACGGUCUUAAUGAUGGACCUGCUUUGAUGUGGAUGGGGCAUUCCAUCAUUGUGAGGGUCAGUGACUACGCUGAAAGGUUUGGGACUAAAAGCUUUCAAACAAAUAGACAGUGAAUAAUAUACAGUACAUAGAAAGAGGACGGACACCGCUGCUUAUUCAUUUAACUCUUAGCAUAAUGAUUGGUGCUCUGUGUUGACAAAUUUGUCCUCAAGGCUGGUUGGUUUUUGAGGUCAGAUCUUAGCCAUGUUAUCUGUACUGUGUCUCUACUGGCUGGUCUGAGUUCAGCUCUUAGCCAUGUUAUCUGUACUGUGUCUCUACUGGCUGGUCUGAGGUCAGCUCUUAGACAUAUUAUCUGUGCUGUCUGGAGAGGGAACAUUGAGAAGAGGAUCUCAGAUAUCAACCGCUUCUCAAGCAUGCCCAGGAGCUGUCACCAAGGCCCUCAUUGUAAUCUAAUCGAAAGAGAGGGGUUCGGAGGAUGGGCGGUGGUCUUUUUAUGGGUGCUGGUGACUGGGGCUUGAGGGGAGGAUCUGAUGGUGUGUGGGGGAGUGGGGAUGAAUACUAAAGGCUACAUGAGCAGGCAAGAUACAUUCUGUAUGUCAGCUGUGGAGUUACUAUACUUUCUCAGUAUUUGGUUGUGGAUGAUGUGUAUAUUUAUAACUCUUGAUGUACUAUCAGGUGUGUGCUACAACAGAGCAGUAAUUCAAGAUAAUUGAAAUAGCCAUAAUUAAAAAGAUGAAUAAAAAAGGAUUCAAUUGUUGCUUUCAAGGCCUCUGCCUUUGAAAUGAGAGAGCCUGGUACCAUGGGAGGACCAUGGGGAUAUAGUAGCAGUUGGUUGGUCACAGAGAGCCUGGUACCAUGGGAGCACCAUGGGGAUAUAGUAGCAGUGGGUUGGUCACAGAAGAGCCUGGUACCAUGGGAGCACCAUGGGGAUAUAGUAGCAGUGGGUUGGUCACGGAAGAGCCUGGUACCAUGGGAGCACCAUGGGGAUAUAGUAGCAGUGGGUUGGUCAUGGAAGAGCGCAGCUGAAACCAUACUCUGUGUGUUAGUGGUGGUGGGGACGGUGUCAUGUCCUCAUCUCCUCUUAGAUCUCACCCCAGAGUCAGGCUCUGCUGCCCCAAACUGAUGACUGUUCCUCUGCUGUCUUUUAUCCACUCAGUCACUCACCCUGCAUGGUUAGAGGCCUGCCUUCAGAAAGACUGAAGGCCUCCCAAUGAAUACAUCAAAUAGAAAUGUCAAGGAAAAUAAACAGAGAGUCAAACAGGGCCCCACUUUCCAUAAAUUGGAAUGCUAAAAAUAUUCCCCCCAAAAGUGGACGAUAUAGGGUAUUUAUUUCAGAGGUGGGUUCUUCAAGUAGAAGAACAAGAGGCUUGGCUGGAGCAGGAUGGUAGCAGGACUGGAGCGGUGCAGGCCAGAGUAGAGACAGUGGCUGGCCUGGCCCUACCCACAGCACUGGGCUGCUUAUUCUGGACCAGGUUCAAAAGGACCCAUAAUGACAAGGUUCUGAGCAGCAGCCCUCUCUCGCUGUCUCACUCUGUCUCACUCUGUCUCUCUCUGUCUCACUCUGUCUCUCUGACCCUCAUUCUCUACCGCUCACACUCCCUCACAUAUCAUUUUGUUGUCAGAGCAACCAGGAUAGAACCCUGUAGGAGAGAGAAGGAGAGAGCAGAGAAAACUAAGCACUGAGCUUUUACAAGACCUUGUUUAAACUUCAGGACAGGGACAGAGUACCCUACGUGCCAUGGACUGAGUAUACAGGCCUUUUAAAAAUAUUAUUUGGACUUUGUAUGCUUGUGUUUGCUGAAAAAUGUUAGCCAAAUCUCAAAUUUAUCCUAGUUUAUCCAUUUGCCAUUUUAGGGUUUUAUUCCAAGGAUUUAUUGGCUAAUUCCACAGUGAGUUCAUGAAACCCCAGAGAAGGAAGGUAAAGCAUUAACAGUGUUUACUCUACCAAGCUCUCAGAGCCCUGCAAGAAUCUAAAAGCAAAAAAACACAAUUUCUAUACCCUGUUAUUCUGACGACCUGGCGUUUACAGUUCUCCUACACUCGAGCGACUGUAAACAUAAUCCAAGUUUCAAAAAGUCAUGUUUUGCCAGGCUGGUGCGAGCUAACCCAGUUUGUUUGGUUUAUCAUUAAUGACACACAGUACAGAGCCGCAAUCUCUCCAUCCCACCCUCUUAAUAUAGACAGGGUUAAUGGAUUCACCAUGAAUCAUGGUAGUCGUGUUUGUUCUAUACUAAAUUACUGUAUACUAUACUAUACUUAAACAAUAAGGCACGAGGGGUGUGGUAUAUGGCCAAUAUACCAGGGCUAAGGGCUGUUCUUAUGGAUUGUUUUAUUCUUUUUUUAUUUAACCUGUAUUAAGGGAUUCAGCCCUUAGCCGUGGUAUAUUGACCAUAUACCACAAACCCCUGAGGUGCCUUAUUGCUAUUAUGAACUGGUUGCCAACGUAAUUAGAGCAGUAAAAAUAAAUGUUUUGUCAUACACAUGGUAUAAGAUAUGAUAUACCACGGCUUUCAGCCAAUCAGCAUUCAGAGCUUGAACCACCCAGUUUAUAAUAUACUGUAAUUGCCUAGUUAAAUACGGUUAAAUAAAAAUAAGUAAACAAGUAUAUAGUAUACUAUACUAUAGUGUGCUAUACUACAGUACUAUACUAUAUGUUCUAUACUAUACCGUACUGUACUAUAAAGUACCGUACUGUACUAUACUAUAAUAUACUGUACUAUACCAUACUAUCCUAUACUAUAGUGUACCGCAAUGCACUAUACUAUACUGCACUAUACUGUUCUGUACUAUACUAUACUGUACUAUACUAUACUAUGCUGUACUAUUCUGUACUAUAAUCUACUAUAGUGUACUAUACUGUACUGUACUAUACUAUAAUGCGCUAUACUAUACUGUACUAUACUAUACGUGCUAUACUAUAUUGUACUAUACUGUACUGUACUAUACUAUAGUGUACUAUAAUAUAGUGUACUAUACUAUAGUGUGCUAUAAUAUAGUGUGCUAUACUAUAUUGUACUAUACUGUACUAUAAUAUAGUGUGCUAUACUAUACUGUACUAUACUAUAAUGUACUAUAAUAUAGUGUACUGUACUAGUAUGUACUAUGAUAUACUGUACUAUACUAUGCCUUGCUAUACCAUAAUAUACUAUACUAUGCUGUAGUGUACUAUUCUGUACUAUACUACGAUGUUCUAUACCAUAGUUCACUAUACUAUACUGUACUACACUAUAGUGUACUAUAAUAUAUUGUACUAUACUAUGCUGUACUAUAAUAUACUAUAGUGUGCUAUACUAUACUGUACUAUACUGCACUGUACUAUAAUGUACAGUACUAGUAUGUACUAUGCUAUACUGUACUAAACUAUACUGUACUAUACUAUGCAUUGCUAUACUAUAAUAUACUAUGCUGUACUGUACUAUGCUGUACUAUACUACGUUGUUCUAUACUAUGGUGUAAUGUACUAUACUAUACUGUACUAUUCUAUAAUGUACUAUACUAUAGUAUACUAUACUGUGCUAUGCUAUGCUAUACUGUACUAUUAUAUAAUGUACUAUAUUAUAGUGUACUAUACUAUACUGUACUAUACUGUACUAUUCUAUAAUGUACUAUAUUAUACUGUACCAUACUAUACUAUACUGUACUAUACUGUACUAUCUAUACUCACACAGGCUCAAGGUGCGAUUAAUUCUCUCUCUAUUGAUGUUUGCUUUGUAUUUGUAAUGGAGACGCCAAGUAAUAAGACAGCUUUGUUCCUGUUUAAUAGCAUGGAGAGCAAAGAGAGAUAGCGAUGUACUGUUUAACUACAGAGAGGACUGACUGACUGACUGGUUGGCUGACUGGCUGACUGACUGGCUGACUGAACCUGCUCUCUAGCAGGCUAGAAUCCUCUGACUGCACUGCAGGCCACAUUAAGUAAUGUACAGUAUCCAGCUGCCUUUCAAAGAAUGACAAAAAUUCCCCACCCCAGUUUUUUAUGCUUUUUUUACUCCAUUUUUUUUUAACUGCAGCUGUUAAAACAAGGAUCAAAGCCAGAAAAAGUUUUAGACUUAACGAAAUAGAAAGAGAGAGAGACAGUCUUCCAAAGGGCCGACCACUAUCCUCAUCUCUCAAUUUUUACUGUGUGUUAAUGUGUCAACACUGUGUAGGUGCCAAUGAAAAGAAUAUCUCCUUCUCCCUUUUAUCUCCUUCUCUGCCCCUCUCUCUCUCUCUCUCUCUCUCUCUCUCCCUCUCUCUCUCUCUCUCUCUCUCUCUCUCUCUCUCUCUCUCUCUCUCUCUCUCUCUCUCUCUCUCUCUCUCUCUCUCUCUCUCUCUCUCUCCCUCUCUCUCUCUCUCUCUCUCCC